CCCACAUUCACUUUAAUGCCUUCCUCAAAAGAAGCCAUCUGCCCCUCCACUGGAUUUGUGACUGAAACAAAACGAAGGACAUUCACAAUGUUUGGUCGUAUCUUUUUGAGACGCUUGUCUAGCCUGGCAGAACCUUUGCCUAAAGCAUCACAAGGACAGUACCCUGUGCCAAACUCAUCCAGAUACAGGAAGCUGCAGGAACUGCAGACCCGUUUUUGUCAAGACGAUGGACUGCUGGUCUGGCAAAAGCAGCCCGCUGAUGUGACCUUGUACAGAAUUUCCUGCAUCCUGGUGGUGACUGGAGUCGUCCUCACUUUCGAUACCCUCAGGCGGAUGGCAGCUCCACCCAAGAAUGAAUAGAGAGACAUCAUGUAUACUUCAAAUUUUUGUAGGGAUUUGGGGUGAGAAGAUAACUGUUUUACAAGCACAGCCCAAGAAAGGAGGAACAAAAGGAAAAAGGAAAAUUUGUGAUAACAACAUGAGUUACCCUAGAUGUAGUAGGGCUUCUUUUUUAUGUGUAUGGAAAUGAGUGCAGGAACGUAUCUCAGUCACUUUCAAGAGAAAUGAAAGAUAAAUAACUGAGUAGUUUUUAUGUUUGAAUGUUAUAGCUUGUGAAAUGAAUAAACAUCUUCACCUUGAAAA
Molecule: messenger RNA, 642 nt
Organism: Aplysia californica (California sea hare)
Lineage: Eukaryota; Metazoa; Mollusca; Gastropoda; Aplysiida; Aplysiidae
Exons: 4
Coding region: 16-360 (114 amino acids)
Biological process (GO): mitochondrial electron transport, cytochrome c to oxygen
Source: RefSeq, a predicted model, not a curated record